AUGAUCUAUUUGGUAACGAGUCGCUUGGAUCCGAACACAAGAAAAGCGUGGGAAACUUCCAUGAAAAAAGGAGAAGUGCCUACACUCAAGCAACUAACAGAUUUCCUCGCGCAGCAGUGUAAGGCAUUGGAGGCGUCAUCGCGUACAGUACCAUCGGGAGCGUCAGGCUCAGCUCAAGGAAAACACGGCCAAUCAAAGAGUACAUCAGCGAAUAUAGCCACAACCAGCAACAAAUGCGCAUAUUGUAAGAAGGAAGAUCACGCUAUAUACAAAUGCGGUGAUUAUUUGCAGCUAGAAGUAGACAAGAGGAUCAAAGAAGCUAGAUCGCGCAAGUUAUGUCUAAACUGUCUAAAGGACACAUCUCAUAUAGCAAAACAAUGCUCAUUGGGACUAUGUCGCAAAUGCAAUAAGCGGCACAACACGUUGCUUCAUCUGGAGCAGUCAACAACGAAGACAUCGGAGUCAACAACCGAAGAUACGAGUACGGCAAACCAAGAAAAGGUGGUUGCUACAAGCGUAAACCAUUCUGCUCUCAAGCCAAGCAAACAGGUGCUUCUCGCAACAGCGCUAGUCAAAAUAACAGACAGCAAAGGCGAUAAGGUAGUCUGUCGAGCAUUAUUGGACAGCGGGUCACAAUCCUGUUUUAUCACGAGUAGUUGUGCUAAAAGGCUAUCUCUGAAACAGUUUUCCACACAUAUUCCGGUGUGUGGAUUAGGAGAAAUGUCUACACAAACGAACAAGAGAGUAAAAGUAAUAUUGCACUCAAGAAUCAACAAAUUCAGUGCUAACCUCGAUUGCCUAAUCAUAGAUCGAAUUACUCAGUCCAUACCCGUCAAUCGUAUUAACGUGAACGAAUUACAGGUUCCGGAAGGCAUUCUCUUAGCAGAUCCAGAGUUUUACAAAUCAUCUAAGGUGGAUUUACUCUUAGGAGCAGAAAUAUUCUUCGAUCUUAUGUGCAUCGGCAAAAUCAAGAAUUCGAAAACGCAGCCAACAUGGCAAAAGACGAUUCUCGGCUGGAUAGCAUCGGGAAACUUGAUAGUUGAAGAUCAGAAACACAAGAAAACCAUUUGCGGCUUAGCGCUCAACGAACAGUUAAAUCUGAGUCUCACUCGUUUCUGGCAGAUGGAGCACAUUCAGAGACAGAACACUCGUACCCCGGAAGAGCGCAUGUGUGAAGGGCAUUUCGCAAGAACAUACAAACGUAACAAGGAAGGGCGAUUUGUCGUAAGCUUGCCGACAAAGGAAAAACAGCUUCAAAAACUCGGAGAUUCGCGAGAUCUGGCCAUUCAGCAGCUCAAGCAUUUAGAGAGAAGAUUCGCAAGACAACCGCAGUUAAAAGAAGACUACGCGAAAUUCAUGCGUGAAUACCUAAACUUGGGACAUAUGAGAGAAGUUCCAGAGAAUAGUGCGAGGUGGAAUAUCCAACCACAAUACUACAUGCCACAUCAUUGCGUUAUAAAGGAAUCAAGCGCCACCACUAAAUUAAGAGUGGUAUUCAACGCGUCUAGCAAGACCACCAGCGGCAUUUCGCUAAAUAACGCUCUUAUGGCAGGUCCAGUAUUACAGCAGGAUCUAUUCUCCAUUUUGCUGAGAUUCAGAAGAUUUAUAUUUGUAAUGACAGCAGAUAUAGCAAAGAUGUACAGACAAGUACUCGUGGAAGAAGAUCAAGUGGCAUUGCAGCGUAUCGUCUGA
Molecule: messenger RNA, 1692 nt
Organism: Temnothorax curvispinosus
Lineage: Eukaryota; Metazoa; Arthropoda; Insecta; Hymenoptera; Formicidae
Exons: 1
Coding region: 1-1692 (563 amino acids)
Source: RefSeq, a predicted model, not a curated record